GCGCUGGGGUUCGGGGGUGGGGUGUGAACCUCUGCCCUCUUUCCAUUGGCCUGUCUUCCCUCGGCGGGUGCCAGAGACAGGUGGCGAAGGCUUGCUCCGUCCCCGCUCUUGGUGAGGGGAGAAGGAGAGAAAUGGCUGAAAGUGGAAACCGGGAGCGGUUUGGGGCGCUUCGCAAAGUUCUCCAGCCCGGCGAGCCGGCGGUGUGUCUACCAGAGGCUGGGGGCCAGUCCGUCUGGUCCUGCCCGACGCCGCUUCCACCCCGCGAGCUCUGGGAAAGGUCUCUACGUGACGCCAAGGGCCGUCGAGGCCCCGGGGAGGGGGAUCGAAAGACUCACUUUGUGAGGUGUUUACAUUGGAGGUGGGGGACGGGAAGGGACUGGGCAAAGUUACCUGGACUCAACUAAAUUCCUGCGCUUGCUUAGUGUCGACAUUUGAAUACGAUCCAAGAUGUUCUGCUUUUAUCCCGGGCAGCCCUGAUAUGUCAGCAACAGGCUGAGGUUCCAGACCUGAAAUCGCACAGCAAGAAAAAGGGGUUUGCUGAACUAACUCCAAGCUGGUGUGCACAGUGUCCGCGCGGCUGCCGGCCCAAGAGCUGGAGUCACCAUGGCAGCCGGAGUUGCGGCCUGGCUGCCUUUUGCCCGGGCUGCGGCCAUCGGGUGGAUGCCGGUGGCCAACUGCCCCAUGCCCCUGGCCCCGGCCGACAAGAACAAGCGGCAGGAUGAACUGAUCGUCCUCAACGUGAGUGGGCGGAGGUUCCAGACCUGGAGGACCACGCUGGAGCGCUACCCGGACACCCUGCUGGGCAGCACGGAGAAGGAGUUCUUCUUCAACGAGGACACCAAGGAGUACUUCUUCGACCGGGACCCCGAGGUGUUCCGCUGCGUGCUCAACUUCUACCGCACGGGGAAGCUGCACUACCCGCGCUACGAAUGCAUCUCUGCCUACGACGAUGAGCUGGCCUUCUACGGCAUCCUCCCUGAGAUCAUCGGGGACUGCUGCUACGAGGAGUACAAGGACCGUAAGAGGGAGAACGCCGAGCGGCUCAUGGACGACAAUGACUCGGAGAACAACCAGGAGUCCAUGCCCUCGCUCAGCUUCCGCCAGACCAUGUGGCGGGCCUUCGAGAACCCCCACACCAGCACGCUGGCCCUGGUCUUCUACUACGUGACUGGCUUCUUCAUCGCCGUCUCGGUCAUCACCAAUGUGGUGGAGACGGUGCCGUGCGGCACGGUCCCGGGCAGCAAGGAGCUGCCGUGCGGGGAGCGCUACUCGGUGGCCUUCUUCUGCCUGGACACGGCGUGCGUCAUGAUCUUUACCGUGGAGUACCUCCUGCGGCUCUUCGCGGCGCCCAGCCGCUACCGCUUCAUCCGCAGCGUCAUGAGCAUCAUCGACGUGGUGGCCAUCAUGCCCUACUACAUCGGCCUGGUCAUGACCAACAAUGAGGACGUGUCCGGCGCCUUCGUCACGCUCCGGGUCUUCCGCGUCUUCAGGAUCUUCAAGUUUUCCCGCCACUCCCAGGGCCUGCGGAUCCUGGGCUACACACUGAAGAGCUGUGCCUCCGAACUGGGCUUUCUCCUCUUCUCCCUCACCAUGGCCAUCAUCAUCUUUGCCACUGUGAUGUUUUAUGCCGAGAAGGGCUCCUCGGCCAGCAAGUUCACAAGCAUCCCUGCCUCAUUUUGGUACACCAUUGUCACCAUGACCACACUGGGGGAAUGACUCUGCUUCUGAGCACUGCGAAUGGACCUGAGGCUCUCUCCUACCUUGGCUUCAGCUCAGGGCCCUGCAGGGGUUUGGGGAGCUUUUCUGGAGCAGAUUAGCCGCGGAACCCCAGUGGGGACGAGAACAGCCUGGUCAAGUUGGAUGCUCUUUACACAAGUUGGAUUAGGAUCGUUACUCUCACAAACUCAGGAUGAAAAGCAAUUGCCUCUCUGUCCUACUCCACCCCAUGAUGUGUGUGUAUGCCAGGUGGUUUGGGGACAGCCUGUCUCCAGGCUGCUAGGUCACUGGG
Molecule: messenger RNA, 2008 nt
Organism: Cercocebus atys (sooty mangabey)
Lineage: Eukaryota; Metazoa; Chordata; Mammalia; Primates; Cercopithecidae
Product: potassium voltage-gated channel subfamily D member 3
Exons: 3
Coding region: 604-1716 (370 amino acids)
Biological process (GO): protein homooligomerization; potassium ion export across plasma membrane
Cellular component (GO): membrane; neuronal cell body; voltage-gated potassium channel complex
Molecular function (GO): protein binding; A-type (transient outward) potassium channel activity
Source: RefSeq, a predicted model, not a curated record